AUGAGUAUCCCGAUUCACGCUGAUGCCAUCGACAUCGAAAGUCAAGAUAUUCAUAUUCGCAGUAAUUCGAUUUUGGAAGCUUCUCCAGAUACCUCCGCACAACAGGUCGAAUAUCGGUACUUGACCUUUGAAUCCCUCAUCCCUCUCCAUCCCAUUUUGCCCCAGAAUACGCAGGGCGAAAUACCACCAUGUCCGAAAUUGACCGACUACGAUAACCCCUAUGCAUGGUCCCUUCCCCGGAAGAAUCUGAUGACAUACCUCUCAUGCAGCGUAAACAUCACCGCUGCCUACGCUGCGGGUAGUUACGCAUCACCAGCAUUUGAACUCACCGCGAAAUGGGGAAUCUCCAACGUCGCAUAUAAUGUGGGCAUCACUGUGUUUACCCUCGGAUUUGGGAUUGCGCCAAUGGUUCUUGCUCCAUUUUCUGAGAUCAACGGCAGGCGACCUGUGUUCAUCGCUACAGGAAUUCUCUUUGUCAUCUGUCAAUUAUGCUGUGCUCUCACCGAGUCUUACGGCGGGAUGUUGGCAGCCCGAUUAUUUCUAGGUGUUGGAGGUUCAUGCUUCUCGACCAUGGUAGGAGGUAUUUUGGCUGAUGUUUGGGUUACCGCUGAUCGAAAUACUCCUAUGGUUCUCUUCACAGGCGCUACCCUCUUCGGCACCGGCCUUGGGCCAUUGGUCUCUGGCGCCGUGGCCCAGAGAAUUUCAUAUAGAUGGGUGUUCUAUAUUCAAGUCAUAACUAGUGGUGUCCUCGUCUCUCUUGUAACGAUAUUCUUCAAGGAGACCCGCGGGAGCAUCAUUCUCAGCAGGAAGGCAAAGCUAUUGAACAAAUGGUAUGAACAGCUGGAAGCUGCUGGUGCUAUCGGAGUGUCUGAUGAGUCCGAAGACGGAGAAAAAGGCCAGAUUUGUUGUCGCAUACGUUGGAAAGUCAAAGCAGACGAGGAUAGGGCAUCUCUUGCGAGAAUGAUUGCGGUUUCCCUCUAUCGACCCAUUCAUAUGCUCUUUACUGAAUCAGUGGUCUUUUGGUUCAGCUUAUGGGUUGGAUUCGCGUGGGCAGUCCUCUACCUCACCUUUGGCGCCGUCCCUCUUGUGUUCCAAGUCAAUCACGGCUUCACAGUGGAGCAGACUGGUUUCAUCUUCGCAUCGAUGUGCGUUGCGGCCGUCCUCUCUACAGUUCUUAGUAUCUACCAGGAGAAAUGGGCUGUGAAACAUUAUCCGGUCAAGAUAAAUGGGAGUCCAGAAGGCCGACUUCUUUUCACUUGCGUCGAAGGUGGAUUCAUGCCCGUUGGAAUUUUCAUUUUCGGCUGGACUUGUUAUUCUUCUAUCCACUGGAUCGUGCCUGCGUUCGGCAUUGGGGUGGCAACCAUUGGCAUUUUCAGUAUUUACCUUGCUUCCUUCAACUACACAGCCGACGUGUACCAUAUCUAUGCCAGUUCCGCACUGGCAGGCACCGGUCUCGUUCGAAAUCUGCUGGGAGGUUCAUUUCCACUCAUAACGGUCCAGAUGUUUCGCAGUAUGGGCUUCCAAGCGGCAAGCAGUUUGCUCGGUGCGAUCGGAGCAAUUUUGACGCUCGUUCCGUGGGUACUUGCUUUUUACGGCCCAAAGAUCAGAGCAAGGAGUAAAAUUGCAAGUUCAUUGACAUGA
Molecule: messenger RNA, 1641 nt
Organism: Exophiala bonariae
Lineage: Eukaryota; Fungi; Ascomycota; Eurotiomycetes; Chaetothyriales; Herpotrichiellaceae
Exons: 1
Coding region: 1-1641 (546 amino acids)
Biological process (GO): transmembrane transport
Cellular component (GO): plasma membrane
Molecular function (GO): transmembrane transporter activity
Source: RefSeq, a predicted model, not a curated record